AUGGCCGACGUCAACGCCGUUGGGCAGCAGUUUGUCCAGUUCUACUACCAGACCUUCGACACGGAUAGGGCCGCUCUCCAGUCCCUCUACCGGGACUCAUCCAUGCUCACCUUCGAGGGCGCUCCCAUCCAGGGCGCGGCAGCUAUUGCGGCGAAGUUGACGAGCUUGCCCUUCUCCCGAGUGCAGCACAAGAUCACCACCCUUGAUGCGCAGCCAUCUUCGCCUACCGUCCAGUCAAUACUCGUCAACGUGACGGGUAUGCUCAUCGUGGACGACAGCCAGAACCCGCUCCAGUUUAGCCAGGUCUUCCAGCUCCUCCCCGAGGCCGGCACCUACUAUGUCUUCAACGACAUUUUCCGCCUGAACUACGGUUGA
Messenger RNA from Schizophyllum commune H4-8, 375 nucleotides. Its product is annotated as nuclear transport factor 2. The record is from RefSeq and is a predicted model, not a curated record. Gene Ontology annotation, biological process: protein import into nucleus. Lineage: Eukaryota; Fungi; Basidiomycota; Agaricomycetes; Agaricales; Schizophyllaceae. The coding region runs from base 1 to 375 and encodes 124 amino acids. Gene Ontology annotation, cellular component: nuclear pore central transport channel. The transcript is spliced from 5 exons.